This is a messenger RNA of Benincasa hispida (wax gourd), 1840 nucleotides long. RefSeq names its product serine/threonine/tyrosine-protein kinase HT1-like. Gene Ontology annotation, molecular function: protein serine/threonine kinase activity; ATP binding. Gene Ontology annotation, biological process: protein phosphorylation. NCBI's taxonomy places the organism in Eukaryota, Viridiplantae, Streptophyta, Magnoliopsida, Cucurbitales, Cucurbitaceae. The record is from RefSeq and is a predicted model, not a curated record.
UUAACUUUGGCUUUGCCACAAGGCCAAGAGAAAGGGAAAAAAAGAGAGAAAAUGGCCUAAGAAGACGAGUCUUUAAUCUUUUACACACACACACACACACAGACACACAGACAGAGAGAAACCCGCCAGCUCUUCCCCCAUAUGCUUUCACUGCACCACCAGAAACAACAACUACAUCUCAACCGACCCUUUUAGCUGUAAACCCUUUCUCAAUCUCUAUGGGGAAGAAAACCCAUCUUCUUCUUUUUCCCAUUUCUCUCUGUUUCAGCUGUGAAUUUCGAUUCUAGUGUUUGAAAUAAACCACUGUUUGCUUUUCUUCUGUUGAGUCUGAGAUGUAUAUGCAGAUUUGUUUAUGUUUGUGUGUCUAAUUUGAAUGAGUUUGGGGCGGGUUUGAGUUUUGUCGCUGGGAUGAGUUCCAUUCGUGUAGCUUUUUCUUGUUUCUUUCUUGCAUGAGUAUCAGGAAAGGAAAAUGUAGCUGAAACAGUGAAACCCAUUAGACAAGAGGUUAGUUCUGUGUUCUCCAGCUAUAGAUCUCGUUCUUGCAUCGAUUGAUUUUAGCAAAUUUUGAGUGGAUUUAGAGUCUACAUUGGGAAGGGGAAGGGUUUAAGGAUUGAAGGGGGGGAGAUUGAUGAGAUUGAUGAUAUUGGUUAGAUUUGGCCACGCCCCAUGAGGAAUUUAAACUGGUUUAAGCCAAUUUCGAUUAAUGGGAAGCCUGGGAGGAGGCUCUCACUUGGAGAAUACCAACGGGCUGUGUCGUGGUCCAAGUAUUUGGUGUCAUCCGGAGCAGAGAUAAAAGGAGAGGGAGAAGAGGAAUGGAGUGCUGACAUGUCCCAGUUGUUCAUUGGCUUUAAAUUUGCUACUGGAAGGCACAGUAGGAUUUACAGAGGCGUGUAUAAGCAGAGGGAUGUUGCAAUUAAGCUGAUAAGCCAACCUGAGGAGGAUGAAAAUUUGGCUAACUUUCUUGAGAAUCAGUUCAUUUCAGAGGUGGCAUUGCUGUUUCGAUUGAGACAUCCCAAUAUCAUCACUUUCAUUGCAGCUUGCAAGAAACCUCCAGUGUUUUGUAUUAUCACGGAGUAUAUGACAGGGGGUUCAUUAAGAAAAUAUCUCCAUCAACAGGAGCCACAUUCCGUUCCACUAAACUUGGUUCUGAAACUAGCCCUCGAAAUCUCACGUGGGAUGCAGUACCUUCAUUCUCAGGGAAUUCUUCACAGAGAUCUCAAAUCAGAAAAUCUUUUACUUGGUGAAGAUAUGUGUGUUAAGGUAGCAGAUUUCGGUAUCUCGUGCUUAGAAUCUCAGUGUGGAAGUGCGAAGGGAUUCACUGGAACUUACCGCUGGAUGGCACCUGAAAUGAUCAAAGAAAAACACCACACUAAGAAAGUUGAUGUUUAUAGCUUUGGCAUUGUCUUAUGGGAGCUCUUAACUGCAUUGACACCAUUUGAUAACAUGACUCCUGAACAGGCAGCAUUUGCAGUCUGCCAGAAGAAUGCAAGACCACCCUUGCCUUCUGCAUGUCCGCAGGCAUUUCGUCAUCUGAUCCAGAGAUGCUGGUCGAAAAAUCCCGACAAGCGACCGCAUUUUGACGAGGUUGUUUCAAUUUUGGAAACUUAUGUGGAGUCUUACAAUGAAGAUCCAGAUUUUUUUUGUCAUUAUGUUCCCUCAUCUAGAUAUACUGCUUUGCAAUGCUUACCAAAAUGUAUUACCAAACAAUUAUCUACUUCCUUGAAGCCUAGGAAUUCUUCAUCCUCUUGAAUCCUGUAUAAUUGCCAAAUAUAGCAUCUUCUUAUCUCGCUUCAAGCCUUAGGGUAUUAUUAUUAAAUCAAGGUUGUGAAUUUUUGUGCCC